Aethina tumida (small hive beetle) is the source of this 3746-nucleotide messenger RNA. RefSeq names its product neural cell adhesion molecule 2 (gene side). The record is from RefSeq and is a predicted model, not a curated record. Bases 113 to 2479 code for a protein of 788 amino acids. Lineage: Eukaryota; Metazoa; Arthropoda; Insecta; Coleoptera; Nitidulidae. The transcript has 14 exons. Gene Ontology annotation, molecular function: protein binding.
CGUACUUUCGGUGGAAAUGUGAGGGAUUUUAAAGGGGUUUUCGACUAAGUUAUGGGGUAAUAUUUUGUGGAAUCACUCGAUCCUCUGGUGUUGUUAUAUCGGUUCAGGAAACAUGCGGUGCCAAGGAUUUGUGGCUUUUGUAUUGUUGUUUAUUGGUGUUGUGACAUCCAUGGAUACAAAGGAAUUUCAAAAAAAUUUACACGCUACUAUUAUCUGGGGUAUACCAGGUCAAGAUGUAGAUUUACCAUGUGAUGUCUCAGCCAACAGCAGUGUAACAAUGAUAUUUUGGUUUAAGGACGAAAUCAAAGUACCAUUGUAUAGCCUGGACGCCCGCGGUGGUCCUCUAAGCGCCGCCUCGCAUCUGGCGAUGAGUGACGACCUCGGCGCAAGGUCCUUCUUCAUCAGCGACGACAACCCCUCCACCGCCCGCCUCAGGAUACGCAACGUCCACAUCCACGACCAGGGACUUUUCCGAUGUCGCGUUGAUUUCCUCAACUCACCUACCAAAAACUACCAGAUCAAUCUAACCUUAGUAGAACAACCUUCAAGUCCUAAGAUUUUCGACGCUGAGGGCAGAGAGAUAAAGGUGAACGAGUCUGCGGGACCGUUUUUUGAAGGGCACGAAUUAUUUUUAUCCUGUCAAGUUUCUGGAGGUCGUCCCAGACCGACGCUGACGUGGUGGCACAACGGAACGAUCCUGGACAGCCUGGUGGACUCGGGCAGGGCGACGAGCACGACGGUAAACCAAUUGACCGUCGUGAGCGUUCCUCGUUACCUCAAGGGAACCCGUCUGGAGUGUCGCGCCACGUCUGACGAGAAGGCCGGCCACGUCGUCAGAGAAGUCCCGAUCACUGUUUUCCUGAAACCGAACAAAGUAAAAAUCGUUACGGCCAAUGGUUUGUUAUCGACGCAAAAAUCCCAGAAUAUAAGAUGCGAAAGUUCCGGUUCCUAUCCACCUGCCAAGUUAACAUGGCUACUUGAUGGAAAACCUAUUAGGAACGCUGUUGUUACGGAAGAGGUGACAGAAACCUUCACUGGGAGUAUCGUGUCGCUGAGCGUCGCGGCAGAAGACGACGGGAAGGAAUUAGUUUGUCGAGCUGACAAUCCACGCUUUCCUGGGGGAACCGUCGAGGACGCCAGGCAGAUACAUGUUGCUUACCCUCCCAGGGUUGCUGUAAAGAUGGACUCUGCGAACGGGGGUCCCAUUAACGAAGACACGGACAUAAUUCUACGGUGCGAGACUUCGGCCCGUCCUCAGCCCCUCAGCUACAGCUGGUAUCAAAAUGGUUACCUGAUACCGUACAACGACACAGCUGGUGUUCUGCCAAUAGACCACAUCCUGACACUAAAGAAUAUUAAACAAAAGUCCGGCGGCCAAUAUGCCUGUUCAGCAACAAACACCGAAGGCGAAACCUACAGUCCACCCUUCGAACUUCUGGUGCAAUUUGCACCACGCUGUUCCAAAGGCUACGAAAUAAUGAGAGUCGGUGCCCUGCCCCACAAGACCCUGGUGGUGCAGUGUCACGUGGACUCGGUGCCGGAAGUGACGCGCUUUUCCUGGACUUACAACACAACCAGGGGUGUGUUUCCCGUCCAGGGGGCCAAAAUGCAAAACACCGGCAACGUUUCCAUACUGCACUUCACUCCCGGCGAGGAGGAUCUGGAAUCGUUGUCCUGUUGGGCAACGAACGACGUCGGAAGGCAGCAGACUCCGUGUUUGUUCUACAUUGUGCCCGCAGCGGCGCCGGAAUCUCCGAAGAACUGUAUGCUGCGAAACGCGUCACAUGGAGGUCUCGAAGUGUCCUGCAUCGCCGGCAAAGACGGCGGAUUGCACCAAAGUUUUGUGCUGGAAGUUAGCGACAUUUCCAUACCCACACUUCCACCUGGGAUAACCACGCUCAGCGAUCAAGGCGAAAAAUCGGGUCCCAUGUACCGGGUGCUAGGCGAGCGUCCGGUUUUCCGUCUUCACAGUCUUGAAUCCGGCCGACAGUACCACGUGGUCGUGUACGCGGAGAACGCCAAGGGCCGUAGCGACCCACCCGUCGUGCUGCCCAACCUCCGGGUCGAAGGAACGGGUGGUCCCGGAGUCCCAUCGGAGGAGCCACUCCAGGAGAGCGAAUCCGGCGGCGAUAAACCGGAGGAAUCCGGCUCUGGUUCUAGCAGAAGGGGCCUAACCCUAAUAAUAAUCGGUCUGACCGCUGCGGCGGUACUUCUCAUAGUGGGAAUAGUGGUCGCCGCCGCAGUCGUAGCUUGUAGGAAGCCUCCAGCGACGGUCAGAAGGCGUCCGAGGAACACCAGGAAACCUCCGGACGACGGCGAACUUUCCGAGGCGGGGUUCGGCGAGGAUUUCCAUAGGCGCAGCGCCCAAUACAGGAUGAGCAUGUACGGGGAGGCCGAGGAACGGAUAUCUAGGCUAAUUGAAGGCCCCGACUUGAUACUUGCUCCAGUCAGCUUUUCCCCCCAAAGCUCCGAUUACUAAAAUUCAUCUGUACAACAAAGAGACAAACAAAAUGUGUUCAUAGUUUUAUCUACACCAUAGUACAAUUUAACAAAAAAUAGAUGUUACUCUUCAAAAAAGAUAAACAGUAUUAUUUAUGUAAAAUACGUAAAACCGCACAAUUUAGAUAUAAUUUCAUAGUUUCAGCCGACCAUUUUUGGCCUCCACUGUCACUCGCUGGGCCCGACAAAAUGCGCAAUAAUUAAUUAACUCAUCAUUCUGUUCAAUUCAAACAUUGGUUCGCGAUCAACUCGCGAACCGUGGUGUACAUUUAAUUAGGUCUUGCGAAAAUAUGUUUGAAAACUGCGACAAAGCAUUAUUAAAACUUUAAUAAACCAGCAUUUGAAUGUGUUCCGUUGCACAUUAGUUGUAAAACAGUAGUCGUCUCUAAAAUCCCGCAGCAUAUGAAGUUAAGGCCCGAAGGCCCUUUUCGACGGGCAUAUUUUCGCAACGAUUGUUCGCAGCUUUCAUACGACUUCUCACUGUAUUGUUUGUGUUUUUGUCUUAUAAGUUUCGUCUUUUUCGCAUUACUUUUUUUUUUCAUCUCUUGUCUCCUUUCUAAUAUUUUCCUUGUAUGACUCUUUUUCGAGUUCUCUUGGUUAAAGCGCGUAAUAUUAGUCCUCGGUUGUGCAUGAUAGCCACAAGUAUUGAUUGUAUAUAGAAGUUUUAGUUUUUGUGACGGUUAAUUUUAAAACUUAUGUAAUUAUUUUAUUUUACUAGGAAUAUCUACAAUCUACAUUUAGGUUACACUAGUUUAUAGGAUACGUGUAUACUGCAGUUGUUGCUGUUAAAUUAUUAUUUGUUUUUAAACCAAUAUGACUAUUAAUCGAACUCUCUAAAUGUUAUAGCAUUACAAAUAUUCCUCGUCAAAAAGUUUUGCUAAAAUUUACAAUUCUUUUAUUUAGAAGUGAUAUGAUGAUUAUUUUAGUUUUAUUUACACUUAGCUAUUAUGUUAUAUUCAUACUAUGUACCUCUGAUAUAUCCAAAAAAUGUAUAUUUACAUUUUCCCAAUUUCUAGUUUGUUUUGAAAUACCACUUAAUUAUAAAGUGCCAUCUAGACUAGUAUAAUACGUGAUAAUACCAAACCAUAAUGUAUAUAAUAUUUAGUACUUUUGUUUCUGUAUAUACAAAAAAUGUUUUAUUUUUAUUAUAUACAACAGUUUCGCUGUAAAUUAGGCUUGAUUUAUCUUAGACAUAGUAAGUAAUAUUUAUUUUUUGUAUCAUCAGUUAUAAGUAACAUAAAUAAAAA